AUGGGCCGGGGGGCGGUGGGGGGGGACGGGGGGGCGGCUGAUGCGGGCUUUGCAGCGGGGGCUGCGGGCGGUGCGGUGCGGGCAAAGGGCGCGGGCGGUGCAAUGCAUGCAAACGGUGCGGCUGCUGCUAUUGGGCGGUGCAGUGCAUGCAAAGGAUGCACGGCGUGCAAGCGUUGCAAUGCAUGCAAAGGACACAGGCGGUGCAGGCAUUGCAAUGGAUGCAAAGGAUGCAAAGGAUGCGGGCGGUGCAAUGCCUGCAGGGGGUGCAGGUGGUGCAGUGCAUGCAAAGGAUGCAAAGGAUGCGGGCGGUGCAAAGGAUGCAAAGGAUGCAAAGGGCGCAGGCGGUGCAAUGCCUGCAAAGGACGCGGGCGGUGCAAUGCCUGCAAAAGAUGCAAUGCAUGCAAGGGAUGCAAAGGACGGGGGUGGUGCAAAGCAUGCAAAGGAUGCAAUGCAUGCAAGGGAUGCAAAGGCCGCGGGCGGUUUUGCAGGCGAAGGUUUAGGGGAGGUUUCGGGGGUGCGUUUGCUGCUGUCCCCCCCCCCCUGCUCGUCGCCCCCCCCCCCCUGGUGCUGCUCCUCGUGCCCAGCAGCCCCCACCACGCGGAGCGCCGCAGCGCCAUCCGCAGCACAUGGGGGGCGCCGCGACCCCCACACAGCCGCACCGUCUUCGGCUUCGGGGUCCCCGAUGGGGACCCCAUAGAGCAGGAGCAGACCCAGAGCUAUGGGGCAGAGCCACAGGACCCCAUACGGGACAAAGCCCACCCCUAUGGGGCAGAGCCACAGGACCCCAUACAGGACAAAGCCCACCCCUAUGGGGCAGCACCGCAGGACCGGACCCAGCCCUAUAGGGCCAUGCAGGACCCCAUACAGGACCCCAUGAAGAACCGGACCCAGCACUAUAGGACCAUACAGGACCCCAUACAGGACCCCAUAGAGGACCGGACCCAGCGCUAUGACCCCAUACAGGGCCGGACACAGCGCUAUAGGGCCAUGCAGGACCCCAUACAGGACCGGACGCAGCACUAUGGGGCCAUACAGGACCGGCCCCAGCGCUAUGACCCCAUAGAGGACCCCAUACAGCACUCCAUACGGGACCAUCCCCCUCCCUAUGACCCCAUACAGGAGCGGACCCAGCGCUAUGGGGCCAUACAGCACUCCAUGUACCACCCCAUACACCACCCCACACAGGACCAUCCCCCUCCCUAUGACCCCAUACACCACCCCACACAGUACCGGCCCCAGCGCUAUGACCCCCCAGCCGACCCCAUAGAUGCCGACCCCAAAGCCAACCCCAAAGAGGACCCCAUAGACGCCGACCCCCCACCCAACCCCAUAGACUCCGACCUCCCAGCCGACCCCAUAGACUCCGACCCCCCACCCGACCCCAUAGCCGAUCUCCCAGCCGACCCCAUAGAGGCCGACCCCAAAGCCAACCCCAUAGACCCCGACCCCCGAGCCGACCCCCCCACCCGACCCCAAAGCCAACCCCAUAUCCGACCCCCCACCCGACCCCAUAGACGCCGAGCCCAUAUCCGACCCCAUAUCCGACCCCCCACCCGACCCCAUAGACCCGCACCCCCACCCGACCCCAAAGCCAACCCCAUAUCCGACCCCCCACCCGACCCCAUAGACGCCGCCCCCAUAUCCGACCCCCCACCCGACCCCAUAGACGCCCCAACCCCAUUUCCGACCCCACAUCCGACCCCCCCCCCCGACCCCAUAGACGCCGCCCCCAUAUCCGACCCCAUAGACGCCGACCCCCCCCCGGACCCCACAACCGCCGCCCCCCCGGCGGAGGACGACGACGACGGCGGCGGCGGCGGCGGCGUUUGGUCGCGGUCGCUGCGUGCGGAGUGGCGGCGCUACGGAGACGUCGUGCAGGGCUCGUUCCGCGACUCGUACUCCACGCUGAGCCAGAAGACGCUGCUCCUCCUCGGCUGGGCGCUGCGCUUCUGCUCGGCCGCCUCCUUCGUCCUCAAAGCGGACGACGAUACGUUCGUGCACACGCCGGCCCUCGUGGCCCACCUGCGGGGCCCCCCCGCUCCGCCCCCCAUCUAUUACAUGGGGAGGGUCCACGACGGGGUGAGACCCCGCAGGGACCCCCGCGGCCGCCACCACGUGCCGGAGGCGCUGUACCCCGAGCCGUCGUUCCCCCCCUAUUGCAGCGGCAGCGCUUACGCUCUGUCGAUGGGGGCGGUGCGGCUCGUGCUCGACGCCGCCCCCCGCACCCCGAAAGUGACCCCCGAGGACGUCUUCGUGGGGCUGUGCGCCCACCGGGCCGGGAUCGCCCCCCGGCACGUGGAAAGGAUGGGGGGGGGGGCGCGCUUCCCCGACGACCCGUGUUGUUACGGGGGGGUUUUGCUCAGCGCCCACCGCGUGGGGCCGGACGGGAUGAGGAGGGCGUGGGGUUACGUCGGGGGGUGGGGGGGGUGGGAGGGGGGGCGGGAGGGGAGGGGGCCGUGCGGGGUGAUGCAGUGGUUGGGGGGGGUGCUGAGGUGCAGGGCGCUGGCGCUGCUCUCCGGGGGGUGGGGCUGA
Messenger RNA from Gallus gallus (chicken), 2532 nucleotides. RefSeq names its product histone-lysine N-methyltransferase 2D-like. Lineage: Eukaryota; Metazoa; Chordata; Aves; Galliformes; Phasianidae. The record is from RefSeq and is a predicted model, not a curated record. Gene Ontology annotation, molecular function: hexosyltransferase activity. Gene Ontology annotation, cellular component: membrane.